CACAAAUUAAAUCAAUCCUAAAAAAAAAAAAAACUAUAGACGAUAUUAAUAAUUUGCUUUAUUUCAUUAAUUCUCAUAGCCAGCAACGGCCACCGCACAUGGCGGAGCCGGUGAAGGUUCUUCAGGGCAUUCAGUUUCAUCAACUCAGUAGCCUAAUAUCUCACGUUCUUGUGUUCGGGUUAGGAUUAAUUAUUGGGAUUAGUUUUAAUUUCUCGAUUAGUGGUUUUUCUUCGACUUUUCAGCUCAGCCAGUGGCCGGUUACUCCAUCGCCGGUUCCGCCGGUGGUGGUGGGGUUGAGGGAAUUUAGGAGCUCGAAAAGUGUGGGGCAGGAGAUGAGCGAUGGGGAGUUGGUUUCCCGGAUGAGACGGUCACCGGUGAAGGGAACGGGGAAGGUGGCGUUUAUGUUCUUAACAAGAGGGGGUUUGCCGUUAAAGGCAUUUUGGGAAAGAUUUUUCAACGGAAAUGAAGGAUUUUAUUCGAUAUAUGUGCAUUCACAUCCUUCUUUCAAUGGAACUUACCCUAAAAAUUCUGUCUUUUAUGGCCGUACGAUCCCUAGUAAGGAAGUUGAAUGGGGGCAGCCAAGCAUGAUUCAAGCAGAGCGUCGUCUCUUAGCCAACGCUCUUCUCGACUUCUCUAACCAACGAUUCCUCCUUCUUUCCGAGUCUUGCAUUCCCGUCUUCAAUUUCACCACCGUCUACACUUAUCUCAUGGGCUCGGCCCAUAUCUUCGUCGAGUCCUACGACUUACCGGGCCGUUUGGGCCGCAACCGCUACAGGCCCAAAAUGAAGCCCACAAUCACCGAGGCCCAAUGGCGGAAAGGCUCCCAGUGGUUCGAAAUGGACCGACGGACGGCGACCGAGGUGGUGGCGGACCGGAAGUAUUUCCCGCUCUUCGAAAAGCACUGCCGCCCGGGUUGCAUUUCGGAUGAGCACUACUUGGCGACGAUGGUGAAUAUAGAGUUCGGGGAAAGGAAUUCGAACCGGACGUUGACUUGGACCGACUGGUCGAAGCAGGGGCCUCACCCGACCGGGUUCGAGAGUAACAACGUCACGGUUGGGCUUUUGGAAAGGAUACGGGACGGCAGCACGUGCGUGUAUAAUGGAGAAAGCACUAGAAUUUGCCAUUUGUUUGCAAGAAAGUUUAUGGGAAGCGCUUUGAAUCGGCUGCUGGAAAUUGCUUCUCAAGUCAUGUUCAUCCAUUGACUUGACUUCCUCAUUGACUUGCAAUGUAAAUCAAUUUCCAGUUAAUUAGGCCAUUACUAGUCUCCAAAUACUUACAAAUCCAAGCCUGCUUAGAUGUGAUACUAAUUAUCAAUUUAUAAAUCAAUAGUUUCAUUCUCACUCUA
This is a messenger RNA of Benincasa hispida (wax gourd), 1345 nucleotides long. RefSeq names its product glycosyltransferase BC10-like. Gene Ontology annotation, molecular function: glycosyltransferase activity. NCBI's taxonomy places the organism in Eukaryota, Viridiplantae, Streptophyta, Magnoliopsida, Cucurbitales, Cucurbitaceae. The record is from RefSeq and is a predicted model, not a curated record. Gene Ontology annotation, cellular component: membrane.